AUGGCUACGACUAACUGGCUUCCCUCAGCUACCAAGGCCGAUGUCGAGGCUCACUUUGCGACCCACGGCACCGGAGAGAUUACCGAAGUGAAGCUUAUGAACGGUUUCGGAUUCAUCGAGUAUAAGGAUGCUAUGGAUGCUCGCGACGUCGUCCCAGAUGGAUCCGACUUUAUGGGAGAACGCCUCACCGUCCAGUUUGCCCGUGGAGCUCGACACCGAGAGGGCGGCAUGGGGCACGAGCGUGCGCCGCCGCGACCGCGUAGAACUCCUCACCGAAUGCAGAUCACGGGACUUCCCAAUGAUACCAGCUGGCAGGACCUUAAAGACUUCGCCCGUCAAUCAAGCCUUGAUGUGGUGUACUCUGAGACUGGCCGCGACUCUAAUGGCCGAGGCUUUGUCGAAUUCGAGACUGCUGCAGAUCUGAGAACAGCCGUUGAAAAGCUUGACGGUCGUGAGUUCAAGGGCGCCCGUGUCCAAUGUCUUGUUGACACUCAACCCGACAUGCCCCCGCGGGAUCCCCGUGCCCGAUCUCGUUCACCUGGACGUAGGCCAUACCCACCGCCGCAAUUUGAUAACUAUGACCGCCGAGGCGCUCCUCACCGAGGUUACAGCCGCGAAGGCGCUGCACCAUCGUAUGGCUACCGUGACAGAAGCCCUCGCCGUGAAUACUAUGAUGACCGGGCUCCGCGCUAUCGUUCACCUCCUCGCCGGCCAGUGGAAGAUUACCCGCCCCCUCGAGGUCGCUACGAUGAGCCUUACCGCCGCGAUUAUCCCCCGCCUCCUGCCGAUCCUUAUGCAAAUGGCGGUCGACCUGCCUAUGACCGGCCACCAAGAGACUUUCCCCCCAGGGAGCCAGCAUACCCUCGAGAAGGAGGAUAUGCGCGAGACUACGAUCGUGGUGGACGCUACUGGUAA
This is a messenger RNA of Trichoderma gamsii, 915 nucleotides long. RefSeq lists its product as hypothetical. Bases 1 to 915 code for a protein of 304 amino acids. The record is from RefSeq and is a predicted model, not a curated record. Gene Ontology annotation, molecular function: mRNA binding. The transcript is spliced from 5 exons. Gene Ontology annotation, cellular component: ribonucleoprotein complex; nucleus; cytoplasm. Lineage: Eukaryota; Fungi; Ascomycota; Sordariomycetes; Hypocreales; Hypocreaceae.